Triplophysa dalaica is the source of this 6253-nucleotide messenger RNA. RefSeq names its product chromosome 1 C4orf54 homolog (gene c1h4orf54). The transcript has 2 exons. NCBI's taxonomy places the organism in Eukaryota, Metazoa, Chordata, Actinopteri, Cypriniformes, Nemacheilidae. The record is from RefSeq and is a predicted model, not a curated record. The coding region runs from base 1 to 4311 and encodes 1436 amino acids.
AUGGUCCCUUCGGAUGUACCUCGGGUGAAUAAAAAAAACGACACGGACUGUACCGAAUCACAUGCAAAGCAGAACCUUUAUUCAGAGAGCGCGCCCGGAAAGUUGGAGGCACAAAGCACAGGCAAUGACAAUGACCUGUACACUGAAAUGUAUUUAAGCAGCGAAAGUGAGUCGGACGACGAGGCCACUGUAGUACUUUCAGAUCAUGGCACGCCAGAAGUUCACGAAGAUGAGUCACAUUAUAUUACAACCCAUGAAAUACAGCUUCUGGAGUUAGACCAUGAAGUGGAUUAUGACUUUGAGACGGGUUCUAGCUGGGAUGUUGAGGAUGAUCAUCAGGUCUACUCGUUUGUCGAUUAUGCUUUUUUUGAAUGUGAUGAAACGAAAGUGACAAAACAGACAGGCACGAAAAGCCACCAGGGACAUGCCGAUACAAGCGUAGCAGUGAUCAGCAGUCAGCCCGAAAGCAAUCUUUGUGACAGCGACAAAUGCGCCAGUUCAAACGAAAGCCUGUCAAAACAACAGAACACCACCGGGCAGAUUCGGCUAUCUAUCAAAGCCAAUUCCCGUGCUAUAAAUGAGCCAAGUAAAAUUAAUGGCAAACUUUCUGAAGAUAUUAGUCGCUAUGUUUUGAAAGGAGUGGAUGCCAAAGGCGACAAAGUAUGUGACAACGCAAAGUGCUUUAUUGCUGUCCCGGGGCGCUUGCACUUUGGUAGCAAACUGAAAAGUAAAGAUGUAAAUGAUUAUUCAAGCGGUGCAUCCAGCGCAGUGAGCGAGCUUGAUGAUGCAGAUAAAGAGGUGCGCAAUCUCACAGCCAGAUCCUUUAAAAGUUUGGCAUACCCUUAUUUCGAUGCAAUUAAUUUCAGUACCUCCAGCGAGUCUUCCACAUCAGAGCAUGGGCUGGGAAUCAACAGGUGGUCGACGUUUGUUGACCUGAAGUAUGGAAACGUAAGCAUGUCUAACGGACGAGAUCAAAGUUUGCUUGCCCAUAAAGGCUCCACAUCAAAUUUACAUUUCGCCAAAAAUACGGACGGUAAGGGGAUAACGGGGUUGACAUUAACAAGUAUGCGAGCGCCCCCCGGAGAGAUAUUUGCUCUCAACGGCAAUUUAGUUGGCCAUAAAAACGCAUCAUCAAGAACGAAAAAGAUUGAGCUUAUGGGAAAGUUUUCCCAAAGUCAAAGUGGAGUCAUAAGACUGACUGAAACCUUAAAUUUUCGUUGUAAUGUCAAAUCUGGGCAGCCUGGAAACGAAAGUCGUGUGAAAUCUGCACAAAAUCCUGGAGGAUCAUAUUUCACAGAUGAAGUUACAAACACCUUGCCAAGCGCUCAGGGGAGUGAGGCUAGGAAGCAACCCUGUAAUACAGGGGAAACCAUGGAGGAUACACACAAGAAAGCAGUAUUCGCAACGAGUCUCCUUAAAAAUGUAAUUUCUAAGAAAAUGCAGUUUGAGCAGGAGCGCAAAAUGGAGAGGGGCGAGAUAUGCGAAACCCACCACGCACCCUCUCCUUGUUUUGGGUCGCACGAACAUGAAGUGCAGAAGGAGAAAGUGACAAGGAAAAAUUCCAAAAGGCUGCAGAGGCAGUGUUCGAGAUUCUCAGAGGCUGACUCUGACUACUCCAUCGUUUGCGUGGAUGAACUUGGCGACAUAGUUGACAGUCAUUCAAGUGAAGCCAAAUACGACAGUCGCAAAAAAGAGAUUUUGACUAGUGCAUCAGAAGCGAUUAAAGAGUCGACGAAUGAAGCUGCGAAUGAUACUAAAAAAGGAGCAUUCGAAGCUUCCAAAGGCACGCUGCUACGAAGCCAAAAUAGCGCGUUCAGAUCGUGGAAGGACGGCGAGGUAGAGUUUCAAAAGGAACAUGAAAACGAUAAAACUCACGAGGGUAAACUGGCACCGCCGGAUGAGUGUCCGAGGGAAACGAACGUGUACUUAAAUUCGGCGACCAGCAAGCACACUAAAAUGUCACAUUUGUUUGUGCCGAGUAUCCAGCUUCCGUACUGUGAGAGGGAUUUCGGGAAACCGCCGCCGAAUAUGAUUUAUUCCGUGCGCGAUCAAGGAGGAAUCAGUGGAACGAAAUUACGCUCAAACACCCUGUACAUUUCAGACGCUACGCGCAGCGCAAUAACAUCAAAGUCACCAGAAAUUAAAAUAAGUUUACGGAGCGUAAGGGAUAACAAAAGUGACCCGUUCAACAUUGCAAAGCUGCUGACUACCAAUAUAGGCUAUAAACCAGCGGUCCAGAUAAAGACAGCAGAUGACACCAAAUGCCAAGCGCUCGCCGCUGCAUUAAAGGGUGAGUCGUCUGACAAAGUACCUCACUUCAUAGUCAGAGAUAUUAGAGAUAACAAGGGCAAGCUACAGACACCUAUACACCAAGUUAGAGACGUGCGUAAAUUAGUUAAAAGCUCGUACCACUUUGUGUCUUUAGAUAGCCAUGACAGUUCCACCCAUUUGAUCGCAGAAGCAGACAAGACAGUAAAGCAGAGCUCAAACUUGAAUUCAGCAUCUCUCUCGCCCAUAGUGAUUAAAUGCCAAUCCGUGAAUACAAAUAGCAACGUAAAGCGUUCAGGAAAUGUAAUAGACAAAUCCAAGCGAAGACUUAGAGAGGAUGUAUUUGAGCACAACGCGUCUUCGCCUCAAGUUCCAAUAGAGGGCGCCAAAGAUGGGAGUACGCCAAUCCAAAAGAUAGGUAACAGAAUGUCUUUAUUCAGCCCUAAACAAGAUGUGACAGCUGGAUUUAGAAUUGAGGCAAUAGCAAAAAAACAAGACAAAACAAAUGAUUUAGGAGAGAAAAAAACUGAAACUAAGAUGGCCAACCAGGCUGCUUUGGAGAAAUUGCAAGCUGCUGUCAAAACCAUGGAGCAGUUAUACGUUUUUGACAAGAAAGAAUGGAAGAGAAAAACAGAGCCACGAAGAAUAACGGAAAGUCACGUGCUCUCGCUUAUUGCCAGCGAGGAGCAUGGAGGAACUUUGGAGGAACCACAAAGCAAUACUAGUUCUGCUCACACAGCAAACACAUACAAGAACGUGGGACAAGAUUCAAACAUAAAGAAAACCUCAUCUCUUGGACCUUCAUUAACCCAGUCUGAGAUGCCAGGAAAAAAAGGAGACAAGCAGACCCCCAAGUCACCCACCACCCCAAUCACCCAUGAAGGGAGAAAUGGCCCUAAAGCUAUCAUGCAUCUAACAGGAACACCCAAUAAAACUUCAAUCCCAAGUCACAGUCAAAAGCCUAUAGCCCCAGCAAGUUCCAUAAAAGCAGCACAAACACAUGUCUCAUCAUCAGCAUCUAUCAAUUGUAAAGGCAUGACACCAAAGUCUUCAAAAACACCUGUUUUCUUAAAGAUAUCUCAACCAAAGCACGCUUCAGAGGACAUUGAGUGGCCAAAUGGCAGUGAGACUGAGUUUUCCCCUCUGCAGUUCACUUCUAAUGCAGAUGCAGAGAACUACCUAACCAUACCAGUGAAGCCUCAUGCCACAACCGCCAUAAAACCGUCCACAGCUGUGCUAGGGAAAACAGCCGAUAAUACAAUUCCAGCCACAAGAGUUAAAACCACCAGUCCACCAUCUUAUCUCAGUCAUAGUAAAGUUAGAGGACAUAAGGAGAGCCAUCAAUCCCCAAAGUGCUCAUCUAUUGUCAUGGAGACAUGGCCCCCAGAUACCCCUACUGCCACUGUUUAUCGUACAUCGCUGCCUGUUACGAUGCAAGCUGCUCAGCCUCAGGUGAUAUGUUUCUCUCCAACAGUUCAACCUCCUCCAGUCCCAACUGAGCACUUUCAACCCACCCAAAGAAAGAUGCUUUUGGAUCCCACUACUGGAAACUACUACUUGGUGGACACUCCUGUCCUUCAUGCCACCAGGCGUCUUUUUGACCCAGAAACUGGGCAGUUUGUGGACAUCCCUAUGCCUCAGCAGUCUCCAAUGACCCCAGUUCCCUUGCCAAUAUCCCCCCUUGCCCUCAGUCCAGGAGCUUAUGGCCAUACCUACAUGUUUUACCCAGGAUACAUGCCAACCACAAUGAUCCCUGCCUCUACCAUUCAGUCCCAGCUCUCUAUGCAGUCAGAAGCAGAUGAAGGGGAUAAAUCCCAUUUACACACGGGCCAGCAGGAUGACGGGGCCUACAUCGAGUGCCCUUACUAUAUGCCUUCUGGGAAGUCAUCGAAAACAGCAUCUGUGGCCCAACACAAUACCACCAACAGGUUAGCCAGCAGCAAGCAGCCUAUCAUCAGCAUCACUUCCCAGCAGGGGCCAAGGAUUAUCGCUACCCCAUCAUUUGAUGGCACCACCAUGAGCUUUGUGGUGGAACAUCGGUAAAGCCCCACUCCCCCUAGAGCUUACAGAACUAUGUCACCUUUUUAUGUCAACAAACUUGGAGUUUGUUUUAUUUUGUCCUGAACCUAUUCAUCAUGAUCUCCUCCAUCACAAAUAUAUUAAAGAUUUUCUUCAUCAUAGUGUUAUUACCCAGUUAUUAUUUGUGGCUGUCAAUUUUAUGCUUCAUUUUGUGUUUUAAAACUGCUUUGUCUGUCACUCAAAUCUUUUUGAAUGUGGUUGGAAAUUGUUAUUGAACCCAUGUUCAUAGUUCAAAGUAAUAUCAACCAAUAUGAAUCGGUAAAAUAAUUUAAAGAAUAGCAUUUUUUUAACUAUAUGACAAUUAAACACACAGUAUCCAUAUUACAUUUCAAAUCUGCACAGAAAUGACAUAUCCUCAUUAUUCAAUUAGGUGCUACUUUGUGCUAUCAACUUUGCCAGAAAAAGUACAUUCAUUUGAUCUCUUAGUCUUUGACUUCUUUGGUUCUUCUGCUGACCUUGAUUCACAGCACUCUUCUUCGAGAGGUGUUCUGCAAACUAAAUGUAUUACAUUACAAUUUUAUAUUGCAUAUUUUUGUCAUUUUACUUUUGCUAUUUUACUCGGUUGUAAUUGAAAAGACCAUCACAUUAACAUACAAUUCUGUGUGGAUGGUGUCGUGAAUGGGAUGUUUUAGAGGAUGGUCCUCUAUUUUAUUACAGUUCCAGAUGAAUAUGUGUGAAAGAAUGUGUUCACCAGAUCACUGUGAUUUGGUUUGAUUGGCAGGUUCUUCUUUUAAGGUAGCAGUGAUCAAUAAUCAAGGUCAAGUUCAAUUUAUUUCUGAUGAAGAUAUGAGAGAUGCAAGCAGAUUAUUUAGUAUUUUGGGGCAAAGCUUGGUAUUCCUAUUACAAAACACAGUUCACCUGUAGCAUCCUCUGUAGCAUCACUCUGCCCACAUGUCUGAUUUGGAUAAUAAGGUAUUUUGUAAAUAUUAAUAAGUAUUGUUAACUAUUUGAGCUAUAUAUUAAAUGUAACCUUGUGUUGUAUUUUAUUUGCUUAUUUGCUAUUUUUCUUUGAUUUUUUAAAGUGAAAUUGUAUUAAAUCUAUUGAAUAUUGUGUAUUUUUCCAACGCUACCCCUAUGCUGUACAUUAAUUUACAUUGUUUGCAGAUAUUUCAGAAGAAAUAGUUGGACAAGACAUUUCAGUUCCCCUUGAAACUCAUAUGAAAACACUUUUUUAUUUACAAAAGAACCAUAUAUAGCAAGUGCCUCAAGAACCCUAUUCAGUGAUGAAUGGUUCUUGAUUAGAAAAUAGUUAUUUGCUUAAUGUAAAGAACCUUCAAGUGUGUAUGGAUUAACUUUAUUUUUUAUGAAUGGAAACAAUUGAUUAUAGCCCAGUUUCAGAUAUUGCAUCAAAGUAAAUGCAUUUCAUUUUUCAUCUGCUCUACCAAACUAGAAAAUUUAACAACCUAUAUUAUUGCAAUUAUUUUGAAACUUUUCAAAUUGCAUUUGGGUUCUUUCUUUUUUCUUUCUUUGUGUUUUAGGGCUUUUGUGAAAACAAAUAUAUCAGUGUGGGAGCUGCUGGUCAGUCCGUUAAAUUGUAUUUAAGAAAGUUUGUUGUGCUGCUUUUCGGCUUGAGCAGAAUAUCCAGUAGGAUCAUUUCACUUUAGUGAAAUACAAACGUUUUCGUAAAAAUAUUUGAAAUCAGUGCACAUAUCUUAAAAUGUGUUUGUGUAGUACAUGCUGUAUGUUGAUCAUGUGUAGUUAUCUUUGUAUUCAGCACAAAGUUAACUUCUAGACUUCUAGUGAUGUAACCAUAGGGAGUCACUUGAUUUCCUAUAGGAAAGAAUGGAAUGAGUCACAUUUUAUUAAUAUUAAAUGUAAAUAGAAUAUCAAUGUGAGCAAUAAAAUGUUUAAAGGGUUAAAGGCAUGUGUGAAGAUUGGCAUGUUUACAUUCUAUUGUGUCUGCAGG